GAAAAUGGUGCAACUCAAGGUCGUAGCCUUAACAUUGUUGGUGUUGUGGUCAUGGCGGAACUUUGAGGGUGCUGUAGGAGACCCUCAACUCUAUCUACUCACAUUGGAGUGCAGCGGAUUCAUGGCACCCAACUUGUCGAACUUCUACCAAAACCUAAACGCAAGUUUGGCAGACCUGAGAGCACAGGUGACCAGCCAAAGCAGGCACUUUGCCACGGCUCAAUCAACUAGCCGGACAGACCCUGUCUAUGCAAUGUUCCAAUGCAGGAACUACCUCUCCAUCACUGACUGCGCCACCUGCUUAGCCGCCGCCGCCACUGAAAUCCGGAACUGCUCCGUCGGAACCAACGGUGCCCAUGUAGUUUAUGAUGGCUGCUUCCUCAGGUACGAGAGCACUGACUCCUUCAACCAGAUCAGUUCUAGCAGCCACACACUUUGUGGAAAUCAGACUGCCGAUGAAAGCACUGGUUAUGGUGCAGUUGGACAGCAAGUGCUGAUGGAUCUACAAAUCGCAACACCCAAAAUUAGUGGCUAUUUUGCCGCUACCAAAACACAAGUGUCUGGAGGUGCAAUCUAUGCCGUUGCACAAUGUGCUGAGACUUUCACACAAGACAAUUGUUUGGAUUGUUUAUCAAAUGAACAAAGCAGCAUGCAAGGUUGUCUUCCCAAUACAAAUGGUAGGGCAUUUGAUCCUCCUGGCUGCUUUAUGAGAUACUCGGAGACACCCUUCUUUGCUGAUAACCAAACCAUUGAUAUCAGUCCCUUCUUAAAACAAGGAGGAGUAGGUUCAAACAAGAAGUGGGUCAUUAUUGGUUGUGGUUUUGGAGGUGCACUCCUUGUUGUGAUCCUUAUUUCAUUAUUUCCCUGGAAUAGAAGAUCCCAAAGUCCGAAGAGAACUCCUAGAAGAAGCAUAAUGGGAGCAACUGAUUUGAAUGGUCCAACCAAGUACAGAUAUAGUGACUUGAAAGCUGCAACAAAAAACUUUAAUGAGAAAAAUAAACUAGGAGAAGGAGGCUUUGGUGCCGUAUACAAGGGGACUAUGAAAAAUGGGAAAGUUGUUGCAGUAAAAAAAUUAAUUUCAGGAGAUUUCAACAAGGUAGAUGACGAAUUUGAAAGUGAAGUAACACUUAUAAGUAAUGUUCAUCAUAGAAAUCUGGUUCGACUUCUUGGUUGUUGCAGUGAAGGUCAAGAAAGAAUCCUUGUUUACCAAUACAUGGCAAACACCAGCCUAGACAAAUUCUUAUUUGGAAAAAGAAAAGGUUCCCUCAACUGGAAACAACGCUAUGAUAUAAUUUUGGGCACAGCACGGGGAUUGACUUAUCUACAUGAGGAAUUUCAUGUUUCUAUCAUACAUAGAGAUAUUAAGAGUGGCAAUAUCCUAUUGGAUGAACAACUUCAGCCCAAAAUUUCUGAUUUUGGGUUGGCGAAACUCCUACCAGAAGACCAAUCUCAUGUUCGCACAAGAGUUGCAGGAACAUUGGGAUACACAGCACCUGAGUAUGUACUCCAUGGUCAAUUAUCAGAAAAAGCUGAUACAUACAGCUAUGGAAUUGUAGCCUUAGAAAUCAUAAGUGGUCAAAAGAGUACUGAUGUAAAAGUUGUUGAUGACGAUGGUGAUGAAGAAUAUCUUCUUCGACGAGCAUGGAAGUUGUAUGAGAGAGGCAUGCUUUUGGAGUUAGUAGACAAAAGCUUAGACCCAAAUAACUAUGAUGCAGAAGAAGUGAAGAAAGUCAUAGCCAUUGCUUUGUUGUGCACUCAAGCAUCGGCUGCAAUGAGGCCAGCUAUGUCUGAAGUAGUAGUCUUACUCAACUGCAAUAACUUACUUGAGCAUAUGAGACCUUCAAUGCCUAUCUUUAUUGAGUCGAAUUUAAGGCCUCACAGAGAUAUAUUUGCGUCAACGGGUUCCUCAACAUCUAAUGCUACUACCUCCAAUUCUAUAUAGUACCUGCUAGAUGAUAGGUUAAGAAUUAUAUGAUGCAAACGAUAAUUCCUGUUCAGUUCAUUAUUGGAGAUUGGUACAAUUAUGUGUAAAUCUUAUUUUAAAUAGCAGAUUACACGUGCCUUUCCUUAAGAAUGCAAACAACGCCUUCCCAUUGUCA
Glycine soja is the source of this 2099-nucleotide messenger RNA. RefSeq names its product cysteine-rich receptor-like protein kinase 2. The transcript has 8 exons. Gene Ontology annotation, molecular function: ATP binding; protein kinase activity. The coding region runs from base 5 to 1942 and encodes 645 amino acids. Lineage: Eukaryota; Viridiplantae; Streptophyta; Magnoliopsida; Fabales; Fabaceae. Gene Ontology annotation, biological process: protein phosphorylation. The record is from RefSeq and is a predicted model, not a curated record.